AUGAAGCGUUUGAUAUUUGUUAUCCUCUUCUUGCAUUCGGUGAUUGCUUCACCUCGAUUAAAUCUUUAUCGUACUGAUGAUGCAUAUCUACAACAUCAUUGCCUAUAUUUCGAUCAGAGUAAAGAUCAAUGGUCUCGUGACAUCAUUCCGUAUUGUCUGAGUGAACCGACAUCAACUUGGCAGAUUGAACAGACAAGCUAUCAUUCAAUAUCCACGUUCAACGAACUCAAACAAAGAAACAUUACAAGUCAACAACUGUAUCAAUGGUCCGCACCGAUUGAUGUCAUUGAACGCUAUCAACUGUAUCUAAACGAUGGGGAUGUUUAUAUUAUACUCAGCUCAGAAGUGUUUUAUAAUUGUACGUCGCCCUCAUUUGGUCCCUUUUGCCAAUAUCAAUUGGAAAACUAUGAUCCCAGAUUGACAUUAAACGAGUUUCUUCGUUUGCAUUAUCAUUCACGUUCGAAAGCAGCGGCAUCCUCAACAUGCUACACUCAUUUGCUUUGCAACCGCGGUCUGCAAUCGAUCUGUCUCGAUUGGAGUGAAGUGUGUGACGGAAAAGUUGAUUGUGAAAAUGGAAGUGACGAAGAAAACUGUUCACCAUUGAUCAAUAAUCGAUGCAAAGAAGGCGAAUUUCGAUGUAACAAUGGACAAUGUAUCCCAUUGAGAUUUACUACAGAUAGUAACAGUUAUGAAUGUCUUGAUCGAUCUGAUUCUGUUCUACGAAGUUCCGUCUCGAAUGAAAAUCAUGCACCGACUAUUACAAAUGAAGAUAUCAUUUGCCCAUGGCAUGAACGCGAUACGAGUCAAUUUUUACAUCCUUUAACGAGCUCAUGUCAAUAUUCACGUUAUGAAAAGAUUGACAACGCAAUACAUAGCGAGGAACCAGGUUUUCUCAACUCUGAUUGCUUUCUCGCAAUUCGUUGUCACUUCAAAUUUUCUCCCUACAACCGAACAUUGUGUUCAGGUAUGUGUCGAAAUAACGGAUGUAUUGAACUUAUAAACACUAUGUGUCCGGGUAUUUUCUUCUAUCCAACUACCCCAGUCGCUUUUGGUCACGUUUAUUUUGCUUAUUCAAUCGAAUACACAAUCAAUUCGACAAGCAUGAGAGAAGUUCCGCCUGAAUACAUUUGUUACGAUCACAAAAAAUGCGGCGAAUUUGGUUCAAAUGCUACUUUACUACCAUUUGAACGAAUGGCAUGUCGUCGUCCAGAAGAUUUUCCAAUAAGAGUACAUUUUAACGGUGACGACUGGUAUUCAAGUUAUGUGGAGCAAAUAUAUCGACUACUCGGUCAUUGCAAUCCAUUAUUGAACAGCAACUCUAAUUGUAACGGCCCAUUCAUGUAUCAAUGUAUAAAUUCGUCGAAAUGUAUACCCAAAUUCUACAUAGGCGACGGUAUUCGAGAUUGUGAUUACGCAGAUGACGAAGAGCAAGAUACAGUCAAUAAAGCAUGUAUUAUGGACGACAACAAUGGUGUGUUUUUCCAAUGUCGAACAAAAAGUAAAUGUAUUCAUCGAAGUCGAAUCGAAAAUGGAUUUUGCGAUUGUGGAUAUGAUGAAGAUGGCUUCUGUGAUGAUGAAGAUUUAAAAUCCAAUCAAAAGAGAUCAGAAAUUCAAUUUUCUACCAUAUGUGAUCGAUCACUUGAUCUCACACCUGUUUCAAUCAAUGGACAGAUUCAUACAGACGAAACGGAUUGUGCGCAGUGGGUGUGUAAUAAUACAUAUACUCGGUGUGAUGGUUUUUGGAGCUGUUUGAAUGGUGCUGAUGAAGUCGAUUGUAAUCCAUCGGCACUUAUUCCAUGUCCACCACAUCAUCAUCUAUGCAUUUCGUCACGUACACAUCAGUUGCUAUGUUUACCUCUCGAAAAAGCAAACGAUGAUAACCUUGACUGUGUUGGUGGUAUGGACGAACCGUUACUUUGUCCAAUUAGAAAUCGUUAUCGAGAAUCAAGAAAAUUCUAUUGUCAAAAUGGUGGUGGCAGCAUCUGUUUAUCAUGGAACGCUAUCUGCGAUGGAAUAAAGAAUUGUGAAAAUGGGGAUGAUGAAGAGUUUUGCAAUUCAUCUAUGAUCGGAAUCUUUGGAAACGCUGAAAAGCAUUUCAAAACUGAGACGAAAACAAAGAGUGCCCAACGAUUUUUAGGAGAUGAUUAUUGCCAUCGAGGUAUUCCCGUACGAGUUAUGUUGAACAGUCAUCGAAACUUAACUGCAAGAACAUGCCUUUGUCCUCCAUCUUAUUAUGGGGAUCGUUGUCAAUAUCAAAGUCAACGUGUUGCAUUAACGAUGGAAAUCAGUGCACCGUUGGAAUCUCGACGCACAUUAUUUGUAUUGCUUAUUUCAUUAAUUGAUGAUAGUGAUGAAUCUAUUGUUCAUUCAUACGAAAAAAUGACUUAUUUACCGGUGCAAGACGAAUUUGUCAAAUACAAUCGUUAUUUACUUUAUGCAAGUCAACCUAAAGAUACUCGAAAACGUUACUCGAUACAGAUUAAGAUCUAUGAAAUGUAUUCAUUACUGUAUCGAGGAAGUAUGCUCGUACCGUUGCAAUUUCCAUUCUUGCCCGUAGAACGUGUGGCCAUCCAAGUAAAUAUUCCGUCUUUAUAUGACAUCAAUCAACAGCAUACGAAUAAUCAAUGUAUUUAUGGGCAAUACUUUCAAUACUCAGGUAACUCACAAACGAAAGGUUUUUGCGAAUGUAACCCUGGUUGGACUGGAAAGUAUUGUCAUAUUCCAUACACAUGCACAUGUUCGCUAGAUUCCAUAUGUGCUGGUAUUGAUGCUAACAAUCGAUCGAUUUGUGUAUGCCGCAAUGAUAGAUUUGGCUCUGAAUGCUUAUUAACAAAUACUGCAUGUCAGAGGAAUCCAUGCUUGAAUGGUGGUGUCUGUAUAUCGUCUGAAGAAUAUAUCACAUCUCGUUCAGCAUAUGUAUGCAUCUGUAAAAAGGGAUACAAUGGAAAACACUGUGAAGAAGCAGAUAGUAAAGUAACUGUCCUGUUUCCUAAUAACUUCGAGCUGUCUGUACAAUCUUCAGUUAUGUUUCACUUUAUCAAUUUUGUUAAUCGUAAUUUACACGUUCAUCAUAAAAGUCCAGCACAGUUGUGCAACAACACCAUGGCAGUUACGAAUUACUGGUCACAUCCAUUCAAUACAGUUUUCAUUCAACUGUCAACAAGUGAAUAUUAUUUCAUUUUAAAUGAACAGAUGGAUUCUCCAUCUACGCUGGUUCGACAGUUGAGUCUGACGAAUCGUUGUCCUUCUAUAACCGAAAUAUUUCCUUCCACUAUCAUCGAAAUGCCUCGUAUUCAACGUAUUAAACAUUAUCAUGUACCAUGUUGGAAUCGAACAGCAAACAUCUCAUGUUUCUAUGACGAGAGUUUUAUGUGUUUAUGUGGAAACCUAGCUGAACAACGUUUAGCAAAUUGUUUUGAUUUUAAUCAUCGAAUGAAAAUUAACGAUUUAGCUCUACAUCACAAUCAAAUUCCAAUUCAUUGUGAAUCAGACUCUGUAUUCAGUACAACAACUUCAACUACACGGUCGACAACCACAACAAGAGAUAAUGGCGCGUAUUCUAUUUAUACUUGCCAAUCUCUUCUAUACUUUUUUAUUUCAAUAUUUUACUAUCAUAUCCUUUAUAUACAGUAA
This is a messenger RNA of Adineta ricciae, 3633 nucleotides long. Lineage: Eukaryota; Metazoa; Rotifera; Eurotatoria; Adinetida; Adinetidae. The record is from the annotation of a GenBank genome assembly.